UCCAAAAUCACCCCAAAAUAAUUUCACUCCAUUUCCUGGCGGGAAUUCCCCCAAUUUUCUCACACACUGAAACACACUCAAAACACACACACAGAGAUUCAGUUCAAUUUUAUCAACGAUACAGCCAUGGAAGACGAACCUGAAAUUCCGGAACCACUCGUUCGCCGUUCAAAAAGACCUAGAGUUCAGACUAAGGCUUUUGAUGGUCAAUUAAGAGAUAUGGUGGAUUCGGAGGAAGAAUCCGGCGACGAUGAAAUUCGCGGAAAACGUAAUCGGAAUCGACCGGCUGAAGCGGCUCCUUUCGUUGCUGCAGCGGCGCCGGGAGUUGAUCAGAGCUUAAUUGACGUAAUUAAAGGGAAUGGGAGACUUAUUCCCCAAGCUGUUAAAUCAUGGGUCGAGCAAUACGAGAAGGAGCCAAAACCAGCAAUGGUAGAACUCUUAUCGAUGUUGUUUGAGGCCUGUGGAGCUAAACAUCGUAUUCAAGGAGAAUUCUUGGAUGAAACUAAUGUUGAUGAUGUUGUAGUUGCUCUUGUAAGCCUGGCUGCACAAGGUAGACUUGAAGACCAUCAAACUAAAAAGAAGGAUGUAAGAAGUUUUAAGGAGAACCUCAUGUCCUUCUGGGAUAACUUGGUAUCAGAGUGCCAGAAUGGACCUUUGUUUGAUCAAGUCUUGUUUGACAAGUGCAUAGACUAUGUUAUUGCUUUGUCAUGUACGCCUCCCAGAGUUUAUCGACAGGUGGCUUCUUUGGUUGGGCUCCAGAUGGUCACGUCCUUCAUAGGGGCCGCCAAGAUACUUGGUGCCCAGCGACAGACUACCCAGAGGCAGUUAAUUGCUGAGAAAAAGAAAGACUCGGAGGGACCUCGUAUCGAAUCCCUUAAUAAGAGGUUGUCAGAGACACAUGAAAAGAUCACAAUGAUAGAGGAGAUGAUGCGGAAAAUAUUUACCGGGUUGUUUGUGCAUCGUUAUCGAGACAUGGAUCCUGAAAUUCGCAUGUCGUGCAUACAAUCACUUGGAACAUGGAUUGUUUCAUAUCCAUCACUGUUCUUGCAGGAUUUGUAUUUAAAGUAUCUUGGAUGGACAUUGAACGACAAGAGUGCCAGUGUAAGAAAAGCUUCAAUCCUUGCAUUGCAAAAUCUGUAUGACGUGGAUGACAAUGUGCCAUCUCUUGGGCUAUUCACUGAAAGAUUUUAUAAAAGGAUGCUGGAUCUUGCUGAUGAUAUUGACAUCUCUGUUGCAGUGUGUGCCAUCAGCCUUGUAAAAAAACUAUUGAGACAUCAGUUGGUCCCUGAUGAUGAUUUAGGGUCAUUGUAUGAUCUAUUAAUUGAUGAUCCUCCCGAAAUCAGGCAUGCCAUUGGGGCGCUUGUGUAUGAUCAUGUGAUUGCUCAGAAGUUCAAUAGCUCGCAGUCUCGUUCGUCAGGCGAUGAAAGUGAUCAGUCACAGAUUCAUCUUCUCAGGAUGCUGCAAAUUCUGAGGGAGUUUUCAACAGAUCAAGUAUUGAGUCGCUAUGUCAUUGAUGACAUCUGGGAGUACAUGGAUGCCAUGAAGGACUGGAAGCAUAUAACCUCUAUGCUGCUGGAUGAUAAUCCUUCGAUUGAGCUUACAGAUGAUGAUGCUACAAAUUUGACUCGGUUGUUCUGUGAAUCUGUUAAAAAAGCUGUCGGUGAGAAGAUUGUUCCUGCUCCAGAACAUCGGAAGCAGAACCACACUAAAAUCCAAAGGGAGAAUAUUGAUAGAAGCAGGAAGGAUAUAACUAGUAUUAUGAUGAAGAAUUACCCACUACUUAUGCGCAAAUAUAUGGCUGACAAAACAAAAGUUCCAUCACUGCUUGAAAUUAUCUGUCACAUGAAUCUUGAGCUCUAUUCCCUGAAGAGACAGGAUCAGAACUUCAAAACAGUUCUUAAGUUAAUUAAAGAAACAUUUUUUAAACAUGGAGAUAAAGAUGCUCUCAGAUCGUGUGUUAAUGCUAUCGAUUAUUGUACCACUGGAAGCCGGGGAGAGCUACAAGAUUAUGCCCAAAAUAUAUCGAAGGAGCUUGAGGAUGAGCUUAUUGUUAAAGUGAAAGCUGCAAUAAGAGAAGUAAUGGACGGUGAUGAUGAGUAUCUACUACUUGUAAAUAUGAAAAGGUUGUACGAGCUGCAAUUGAAGAGGGCUGUCCCGGUUGAAAGUUUGUAUGAUGAUAUCAUUAUGGUUGUAAAGAAUUUCCAAAAUAUGGAUGAUGAGGUGGUUGGUUUUCUUCUUCUCAACAUGUAUCUGCAUGUUAAUUGGUGCUUAUACUCAGUUACGAACAGCAGUGCUAUCUCUGAGGCAUCAUUGUCUUCUCUGAUAUCCAAACGAAACGCGUUAUUUGAUGAACUUGACCACUUUUUACAAGUUCUUCCUGAAGCUCCAAGAAAGGGAAGGUCUUCAAAUGCUCUUGCGUCUAAGGUUUGUGUAAUAUUUGCAGAAUUAUGCAUCUUGUUCAGAAAGUCGAUCUUCGUCUCAACAAAGUUGGAAAUUCUAGGAUACAUUCCUAACGUUCCUACUCUUAGAAAAUUCUGGAAACUUUGUGAGCAACAACUUGAUGUUUCAGAUGAGACUGAAGAUGAAGAUGGUAACAAAGAAUAUGUGGAAGAGACAAAUCGAGAUGCUGUUAUGAUUGCUGCUUCCAAAUUAGUUGUAUAUGGAGCUGUUCCCAAGGAGUAUCUUGCCCCGGAUAUCAUUUCUCAUUAUGUGAUACAUGGGCCAACUGUAGCUGAAGUAGUUAAAUAUCUAAUUGUUCAUCUUAAAAAAAAGGACGAUGAUGUCUCUGAUAUUUUUCUGGAGGCUUUAAAACAGGCAUAUGGACGUUAUUUGACGGCUGCUUUUACCUCCGGUGAUGAGUCCUUGACCCACAACAGACUCAAGGAAUGUAAAGAUCUGGCUAGUCGGCUUUCUGGAUUCUUUGUUGGUGUUGCUGCACGUGAUAAAUAUAGUACGGUGAUCUUGAAAAUUGUGAAGGAUGGAGUUGCGUAUGCCUUCGAGGAACAUCCACGUCGCCUGUCUUUCUUAACUUGUGCUGUUAUGAGUUUUGCAUCCAAACUUCUCAAGGCUCAUACGCUUGACGUCUUAAAGAAUCUUCAAGAUCGAACACAGAAUGUAAACACAGAUGAAGAUCCAAGCGGUUGGCGUCCGUAUUUGACAUUUUUGGAAAAUCUAAGGGAGAAAUCUUUAAAAAUCGAAGAUGAAAGAGAAGGGACGUCGGUCAGACGCCGUGGUCGGCCUCGUAAGAAACAGAAUAUUGAAGGGAAAAAACUGUUUGAUGAGAAGAGUUCAAGUGAAGAAGAGGAUGCUAUAAGCGAUGCUCCAAAUGAUGAUGAAAAUCAUGAGGAUGAAGAUGAAGGGGUCCCUCUAAUCCAAUCAAUUAGAUCAUCAGAGAAACUCAGGGCCCUAAGACUUUCCCGGGAAAACAACCGCCAGACUUUAAGGGGGGAUUCUGCACAGCCUACAGUCAAUUUGGCUGCAUCUAGGACAUCAGGCGCAGACAACUAAGAGACGAUAAGUAAGGGGUUUGAAUCAGAUAGAUAAGGAUUGUUUAUGGGGCCUGGAAUGAGUGUAAAAGUAUGUUUGGUAAGUUUGAUAGAGAUGUAGAUCGUUGCUCAUGUAAUCUUAUGAUGUAUUCAGGUAACUGGUUUUUUAGAUAUCAAUGUUCAGAUCCUAACUCAGAAAUAUUUCUUUAAUGUGAUUGUCUAAAAGUGUUCGAACAAUGUUAGCCAUUAGGCAUAAUCUUAAUAGAAGAGACUAUUUAUCAGUCA
This is a messenger RNA of Erigeron canadensis, 3770 nucleotides long. RefSeq names its product sister-chromatid cohesion protein 3. Gene Ontology annotation, cellular component: chromatin; cohesin complex; nucleus. Gene Ontology annotation, molecular function: chromatin binding. The coding region runs from base 127 to 3507 and encodes 1126 amino acids. Lineage: Eukaryota; Viridiplantae; Streptophyta; Magnoliopsida; Asterales; Asteraceae. Gene Ontology annotation, biological process: sister chromatid cohesion. The record is from RefSeq and is a predicted model, not a curated record. The transcript is spliced from 22 exons.